UUAUCCCCACUCACAGCCAGUAAUAAAACACUUCACACAACUCUCUCAUCACUCACUCAACAAUGGCUCUAACCAUAGCCAACGGUGGUGGUGGUGGUUGUGGCAGUAGUAGAGGUGGAAUCCUCUACAGCAACCCCACCAAACACCACUUCACCAGCCUCCCCAUCAAGCGCCACCUCCUCUUCCCACUCUCAACCAGAACCACCACCACCACUCUCCACAUAGUCUCAGCCAAGAAAUUCUCCUCCAGAACCGGACGACUCGACGGCAAGAACCGGAGGAGCAACACCACAACCAAGGACCAAGAUGAAAACCAACAACGUAAUGACUUGGUGGACAAUAAGUUUAACAGUAUUGAAGGUGGUGGUGGAGUAGGUUCUUUUGAAGAUGGUGUUGUUGCUGCUGCUGCUGCUGAUGGAUAUGUGUUGCCAGAGCUUCCGGGUGACAAGCCUGACUUCUGGGAAGGACCUCAGUGGGAUGCUUUUGGUUUCUUUGUUCAGUACUUGUGGGCUUUCGGCAUCGUUUUCGCGCUGAUUGCAUGUGGGGUUGCUGUGGCUACGUACAAUGAAGGGGCAACAGAUUUUAAGGAGACUCCUGCAUACAAAGAAUCAAUCCAAUCUCGAGAGCUUUUGGAAGAACCAGAUGCAUCAACCUCAGAUGUGUUUGAGUCCAACCCAACAGAAGUGGCACCUAGUUUGGAAUAGUAUCUCUAUAGUGAGUGAAAACAAGGUUUACUUCUGGGAUAUGAUAUAAUUGUAGACAAAGAAACAUUCCAAUGAGGACAUCAGUCUUAGUAGGUAAAUUUUCUGCAUAUAUGUUGUAACUUUGGGAUUUGAUACAGGAAAAUUUGGUAGUAUGCAUUGAGUUUACAAACAAAUUGUUGAAACAUCUAUUGAUAUGAUCUCUGCUGUUUUCAUGUACUUUUACCAAGGUUCUGAGAUUUGGUUUUGGGUAACUUUCUGUGAUAGCCAAAUUUCCUGGUUGAAACAUCAUGUAAACAGAAAAACUUUUAGUCGAAGGCAGGGGUUAUAUAUUGCUUUCCGAUA
Molecule: messenger RNA, 1046 nt
Organism: Quercus robur (English oak)
Lineage: Eukaryota; Viridiplantae; Streptophyta; Magnoliopsida; Fagales; Fagaceae
Exons: 2
Coding region: 63-704 (213 amino acids)
Source: RefSeq, a predicted model, not a curated record